AAAAAUUGCAGUAUCCACUGUAUACAAGGCUUUUGUUAUUUGUUUAUUUCAGUUUUAAUAGAAUUGUUGUCUGAAAACAAAGGAAAAUGAGAACAUUGAUCAGUAUAUUUUUAGUAUUCAUUUUUGCUACUGUAAUAUCUUGUUCCGUUAUUUUGGGUCGAAAUCAUUGCACUUAUGGACCUGCUUAUUGGUGCUCGAACAUAACAAACGCAAAAAGCUGUGGUGCAGUAAGUCAUUGCAUUAAGACUGUUUGGGAGAAGCAGCAUGUACCAGAGGAUAGUGAUUCAAUUUGUCAAAUAUGCCUUGAUAUGGUAAAGCAAGCGAGAGAUCAGCUUGAAAGUAAUGACACAAUGGAAGAGAUUAGAGAAGUUUUUGAAGGAUCCUGUGACUUAAUUCCCAUUUCUGUUGUGAAAAAGGAAUGUAAGCGAUUAGCAGAUGAUUUUAUACCGGAACUGAUAGAAGCCUUAGCAUCACAAAUGAAUCCCCAGGUUGUUUGCUCGACUGCUGGACUUUGUAAUAAUGCAGCGAUUGAUAAAUUGUUGGAGGAAGAUGAGGCACAAAAGCAAUCCUUCAAUUGCGAUAAAUGUAAUAACGUUGGAAAUGCAAUCUCAAAUAAAUUUCAUACAUCAAGUCGUGACCAAGUAUUCGACGGAUUUUUAUCAGCUUGCGGUCGUAUGUCAUCAUUUUCUGACGCCUGCUCAAGCAUUGUGUCAACACAUUUUGAUAAUAUUUAUGAUGAGCUGUCAAAAAACUUGAAAGCUGACAACAUAUGUCAUAUUAGUGGAGCAUGUUCAAGGCAAUAUCAUAAUCAUGACUCAAAAAGUAUUGAAAUUAAAACUGAAUCAAAUAUUAAAUUUAUUUAUAAAAAGGAUGAUAUUUCAUGCGAGUUGUGCGAGCAGCUAGUUAAGCAUUUGCGUGAUGUAUUAGUUGCAAAUACCACAAAACAAGAAUUUAAAACAGUUCUCUUGGGCUUAUGUUCGCAAACUAAAGGAUUCAAGCAAGAAUGUAAUAGCAUCAUCAAUCAAUAUUAUGGAAUCAUUUAUGAGAUGUUAGUAAAUAAUUUGGAUGCAAAUGGUGUUUGCUUCUUAAUUGGACUUUGUGAUAAGGGUAUUAAGGGAAAUGUACCUAAUAUGCCUUUACUACCUUCGGAGCAAGUUUUUCCUAGAAAACGUCUUGGUCAACAUGAAAAAAUCUUUAAAAAUGAACAGAUUCAGUCAAUGAUAUUACCUAUUGAUCAACUGAUGGGAGCAAAAUCAUCACUUGACUUGAUUGAUGGCGGUGAAAAAUGCGAAAUUUGUACAUAUUUCUUUCAUUUUCUUCAGGAGGAACUAAGUGACGCUAAAAAUGAAGACCAAAUUAAGGAAUUGGUCAAGCAAACUUGUUCAAAAUUUCCGUCAUCUAUUCAGCCAAGUUGUAACAGUUUUGUUGAUUUGUAUGGUGAUACUAUAAUUGCACUUUUAGUGCAAGAAAUUGACCCACGUGAUUUAUGUCCAAAGUUAAAAUUGUGUCCAGAAAAGACUUACAUUACUGAAAAUACCGAAAAUACUAUUAAAACGGAAAAGUCAAAUUUCAUUCCGCAUAUUAUCGUAACCAAUGAUAUCGCUGAUAACACAAUUGAUAGUCAAAUUAUCGAUACAGGUUCUGGAGAAUGUCUUUUAUGUAUGUCUGUUGUUGCUGCUUCCGAGUCAAAAAUAUCACGAAGCAUGACAAAAUCACAAAUUGAAAACGUUUUAAUGCGCGAAUGCUCUAAAUUCCAUCCAUAUCAGGAAAUAUGCAAUAACUUUGUUAAAAAAAAUGUCGAUGAGAUUAUGGAUUUACUUUCUGUACACCUUUCAUCUAUGCGAAUGACACCAAAAGAAAUUUGUCAAAAAUUAACACUUUGUGCGAUUGAAGACGAUUUAAAUAUUGAUGAGGCUGUAAUGAUUAACGUUUUUGCUAUAUCAGAAGUCCCAAUUGUUAGUCGUGCUUCAUUGACAAAACAUGAUCCAAACAAGAUCGUUCAAGCUGAUCCACAGUGUGUGCUUUGUGAAUUUAUUAUGGCAAAAUUGGAACAAGAACUCAAAGAUAAGCAUACUCAGGAAGAGAUUAAGCAAGCAGUAGAAAAUAUUUGCAGUAAAAUGCCAAAAUCCAUUACAAAGAAAUGCACUACUUUCGUAGAUAAUUAUGCUGAAUUAAUUAUAACUUUAAUUAAUAGAGUUCCUCCAAAAGAAAUAUGUACUGAAAUGAGCUUAUGUGCACCCACAAAUAAAAGAAAAGCACUAAUCCGGGAUUCUGAAUAAACUUGCGCAGGAACAAUCCAUAUCUGUAGACUUAAAAGUUGCUGAAAAGUGUAAAGUAAGUAUUUCUGUAUAG
Molecule: messenger RNA, 2352 nt
Organism: Chironomus riparius
Lineage: Eukaryota; Metazoa; Arthropoda; Insecta; Diptera; Chironomidae
Source: the annotation of a GenBank genome assembly